CUUGUCCGGACCGCCGCAUCAUCACAUCAUUAUCAUCCUUUUGUGAUCCUCAUUGGCCUUAGCCCAUAUGGCCGGGGGCAACCCUCCCUCAUGGCAUGAAUUGUCCCACUUUCUAGCAUCCCCUCCUCCACCUCCCCCUCCCUAUCUAGGAGCCCUUCCUCGUCCUCCCUCUUCCCUCUCUGCCCUCAGCUUCGACACUUCAUCCGAUCUCCUCUUCACCGCCACCUCAUCAGGAGCCGUACAGAGCUGGUACGGACCUAGUCUCGCCCGAUAUACCGCAUGGAAGGCAAACGUCUCUCUCACGUCGCCCCUCUACCAUGACAACGAGGAACAGAGAAGACUGCGAGUCAGCUGGAAAAAGGCGCAACCUUUGCCCCCGCCUCAACUCUCAGGACCAGCACCACCCGGCACUGUAGCAGGAGGCAAUGGCAUACGCGAAGUCUACAAUGAAGGAGGCAACGUCUUCUCCAUCAGCCCAUUUGGGCUUCACUGUGCCAAUCGCAGAGGCUUGGCUAGGUGGACCAAAGAUGUCGCUGCAAUGGGUCACUCGUCCCUCAGCCUCUCGUCCAUCUCGCCAUCGCCUGUCGUCUCGUCAUCUGACGUCGUUGUAUGCGGUUCAUCACCAUCACCCUCUGAUCAGCAAGUCAUAUCGCUCAAUCGUCACGUCGGCGCAGUGGUACGCAAAGUUGCCGCAGGGGGACCACUCCUCCAAGUCAGACGGUCACAGCGAUACCUCCUCACAUCGACGCCAGGUGGGCAUAUUCAGCUCAGAGAUCCUCGCUCUCUCGAAACGGAACACAAGCUGCAUGCUCAUCCAGGAGGUGUCAUCGAUAUGAAGGCCCAUGGCAGUCUCGUCUGGAGCGUAGGGUGGACGAUGCGUUUAGGUCAUCCCGUCCCAGAACCUCUCAUCAAGGUCCAUGAUCUUCGCAACCUACGAGCUCUGGUUCCCGUACCAUUUGCCGCCCCAGGCGGCCCUGCUCUCCUGGACAUCCAUCCUCGCAUCAGCUCUACAGUCGUCGUAGCCGCUCCUCAAGGAUCAUGGCAAGUCGUCGACAUGAACAAUCCCGGCGAGGCUGCCUUCUUCCAGCUCAAUACCAAUUCGAUGAUCACGUCGCUGUCCUUCUCCCCAAGCGCAGAGUAUAUCGCCUUCGGAGAGUCGGAUGGGUCGGUACGCCUCUGGGCAUCUGCAGAAGCCAUGUCGGCUCUCAAUCACCCAGAGUCUGCCGCAAACGCUCCCCGAUUCAACCCCUUUGCUACGGAACCUCCUGAAGUUGCCGAUCCUCCAGAACGAUUGCCACGCAUCGACUGGACUGCGGACACGCCUCUUUCGACGAUUGGAAUGCCCUACUAUGAGGAUACGCUCAGCUCCGUCUUCCCCUUCGACAGAUACGUAGCCGAGUCCUCCCCCCUCUUCAACCCGAUGCCAAAGGUCGAUCCGACUAUGUUCCACUCCGUCAGGCAGAUCGAUGGCCUGCACUUCGCUCCGCUGCCCCGUCAAUUGCGGGGCAAACGCAACGUCGUCAAGGUCACAGGCAGAGGCUUGCCGAGUGCUCCCGGCAGAGGCGGUGCUCGCAGUGGGGCAGGCGCAGGGUCAGCAGGAGGGUCGAGCAAGACUCUCUUUCGCAGCGAAAAGGAGAAAGAGCGUAUCAAGAAGACGAGAGCUGCGGCCUUGUCUGGCGAAGACGUCGGCGGAGAGUCGACGAGCGAUGAUGGUGGUGACGAGGAGGACGAUGGCGGCAGUCUCAACGGCGAUGCAGGGGCGGGUCCGCCGGGCUAUUGGCGCAAGAAGAAUAUUCUUUACAGCAAGUUCGGCGUUGAGGACUUUGAUUUCGACGUCUACAAUCGAACGAAGCACUCUGGUCUUGAGACGCAUAUCCCAAAUUGCUACCUCAACUCUCUGCUGCAGUGCUUUUUCCAUCUCGAUCCGCUCAGGAAGCUGGCAGAGAUUCAUACCAUGUCGGGCGGCAGCGGCAGGUGUGAAAGGGAAGAUUGUCUUCUAUGUGAGGCAGGCUUCCUCUUCAAGAUGCUCGAGGACGCUGCGGGCGCCAAUUGUCAGGCGACCAACUUCCUGCGAUCUUUUGCGAAGAGCCACAGAGCCGUCUCUCUGGCUCUGAUCGACGACGAAGGCCGACCUAAAGCCGAUGCUGCGUACGCCAACCUCGUUCAGCAUGCUAAUCGCUUCCUCCUUGACACCCUGGCCUCCUCGUGGGCAGAGAUGGCCGUCCGAGCGUGGGCUCACGAGGCUCAGAUUGGCGCGCCGAGGAAAGAGAUGCUGGAGAACGUCUUUGCGCCAACGAUCAAGGUGAAGAACCGCUGCUUCAUUUGCCACCAUGAGGUCGUUCGCGAUUACAAGGGCCUCGUCGUCGACCUCAUCUACCCACGUAAGUCGCUCUCGAAUGAGCCUACGGCGCCAUCCGACUUUGCCUCGGUGCUCGCCGCUUCGUUGACGCGUGAAUCGUCUGCCAAGGGCUCUUGUCGAGGUUGCGGCAACCAUGCCGCCUCAAUUCAGACGAGGAGGACCUUGCCGCCCACUUCGCACCUGCCACCGGUCCUCAGCAUAAAUGCUAACAUCCUCACGGCAGAGCAAAUGGGCAUCUGGGUCGACAAGCCUCCACCACCGACUUCGGCCGCUGCUGCAGCAGCUGCCGCUGCCUCGCCCUCUAGCAGCAGCAGACGAGGAGCGUCGCACCCUGGCAGAUCAUCCCGCAGUAGAUACCUACCAUCCCGCAUUUCCAUUGUUAGCGGCGGUAGAGAUGGGGAGAAGGCCGUUGUGCGCGAUCUUGCCGACGGGGAGCGUGCGACUGAAGGCGCAGCAAUCUACCGCCUCAAGUCGAUGACAAUGCAAGUACAAGCACCCAAGGAUCCUGCUCAUCUAGUCUCUGUCGUUCGAAAGGGCGACAAUGGCGAAAGCGAAUGGUUCCUCUUCAACGACUUCCUCGUUCGACCUGUGCCUGAGAGCGAAGCACUCGGCUUUCCCGCCUCGAUGUGGAAGAUCCCUGCCGUCGUCUACUUUGAGCGCAUCGACCACCAGCCAGUCGACAUCGGCUCCAUUCCGUGGCAAGUGGACAAGGAGAUUCUCACGCAAGAUCUCUGCAUCACCGAAAGACGAGACCCAGAGUUGGUCCGGCAUAGCCCUCUUACGCCAGAUUGCCUUCCAUCUGCGGGCGACUUGGUUGCCAUCGAUGCUGAAUUCAUCGCUUUGAAUCCCGAAGAGCUCGAAAUCAGCUCGAACGGCACACGCUCCCUGGUACGACCGAGCACCAUGUCUCUCGCCCGCGUCUCGGUCCUGCAUGGUCAAGGCGACGCGGAGGGACAAACCUUCAUUGACGACCACAUUGCAACGACGGCCAAGGUGUUCGACUACCUGACGCAGUUUUCAGGCAUUGUCGAUGGGGAUCUGGAUCCCGCCAGAUCAAAGCAUACCGUUGUGCCGCAGAAGCUCGCCUACAAGAAGCUGCGUCUUCUGGUCGAUAUGGGCUGCAUCUUCAUCGGUCAUGGGCUCAAGAAGGACUUCCGCAUCAUCAACAUCCACGUCCCACCCCGCCAGGUCAUCGAUACAGUCGACCUCUUCUCGUCCACCUCGCAGGCGCGUAAGCUCUCUCUGCGCUUUCUGAGUUGGUUCCUCCUCAAGGAGGCCAUACAGGCUGACCGUACAGGGGAGGAGGAAGCGCUCGUGUCGGGCCACGACUCGAUUGAAGAUGCUAGGGCUGCCUUGCACUUGUUCCGCAUCUAUGAGACAUUCAAGAUGAGUGGGAGGUUGGAGGAUGUGAUGGAGGACCUGUACGAGGAGGGCAAGAGGCUCAACUGGAGGCCACCGGCGAAUGCGGGGCAGCAGCAGCAGCAGCAGGGCGCUUCGGCCGCUGUAGCUGCCGCGGCAGGGGCGGCUGCCAGUGCGGUGGGUGCGCCGUCGUGAACGGCAAAGCAAUGCAAACAUCAUG
This is a messenger RNA of Jaminaea rosea, 3938 nucleotides long. RefSeq lists its product as hypothetical. NCBI's taxonomy places the organism in Eukaryota, Fungi, Basidiomycota, Exobasidiomycetes, Microstromatales. Gene Ontology annotation, cellular component: PAN complex; P-body. Gene Ontology annotation, molecular function: protein binding; nucleic acid binding. The transcript is spliced from 4 exons. The coding region runs from base 68 to 3913 and encodes 1281 amino acids. The record is from RefSeq and is a predicted model, not a curated record. Gene Ontology annotation, biological process: nuclear-transcribed mRNA poly(A) tail shortening.